Molecule: messenger RNA, 2241 nt
Organism: Beauveria bassiana ARSEF 2860
Lineage: Eukaryota; Fungi; Ascomycota; Sordariomycetes; Hypocreales; Cordycipitaceae
Product: heterokaryon incompatibility protein
Exons: 1
Coding region: 1-2241 (746 amino acids)
Source: RefSeq, a predicted model, not a curated record
AUGAACCGACUCAAAGCAUGCGAGAAAUGCCUCUUGAUGAGCGCUUCUUUCCUCCUCUGGGAAGUAGCCGUAGCGCAAGGGACGACUGCUCAAUACCACGGACAGGUCGACUUCUUCCUGGGCACCUCGGCCGACCUCGAAACUCGUGCUUCCAAUGGUUGCAAAAGCUGCCGCUGCAUACUGGGCUCUCAAAACCACGCAGAGAUCCAAAAGAUGCAUGGAGAGGUUUACGGCUUGAGCGCUCACUUUCGCCUCAAGCAGCCGCUGCUCAGCAUGGCCUGGGGUAACAUUGAUGGGGACAACGAGGAUCCCGCACAGCGUCGAGCUCAGUUUAUUAAAAUGAGGCUGGAUACGCUAUUAUCGACGAAUCCCGCUCUGGCAAAGUCCAUCACAGGUCGGGGUCGUCCGUACGAUUUGGAUGGCUACAACCUUAGUUUGAUACGGCGCUGGAUCGACCAAUGCGACAAGUGUCAUCAGUCCACUUGUUUGGGGAGGUUGGAAGCAUCUUCCCUGCCCAAGACAAAGCUCAGCCUGAUUGACGUCGAGGACCUGUGCAUAGUCACGCCGAAUGAGCCCGUUCGCUACGCAGCGCUGAGCUAUGUGUGGGGAGGUGACGUGCUGCCAAUGGCGACAAAGGCAAGCAUUACCUUUCUCCGAUUACCAGGCGCUUUCCUAAAAGGCGGCUAUCUGGAGCUGCCGGCUACGAUACACGACGCGGUACGUGUUUGCGCCAAUAUUGGAAUUCGAUACCUCUGGGUCGACAGUAUGUGCAUUGUCCAGGAUGAUCUCGAGCACAAGAUGGAGCAGAUCAAGGCAAUGAGCUCCAUCUUUGCCAAUGCAUAUCUGACGAUUGUUGCGCUGACAUCGGAAAGCGCCCAUUCAGGUCUCCCGCGCGUCUCUCAGGGCACUUCAGGUUCUGACUUGUCGCCUUUUAUCCACUUGCCCUGUCAGACAUUGGUUAAAGCCUCUCAAGGGGCUCAUGGACUUGCACCAGUAUUCCAUGCAGGUACUCCGUGGACUAAAAGAGCCUGGACUCUGCAAGAAACAGUCUUGUCCAAACGGCUUCUUUGCCUCGGCUCUCUUGCCACGUGGGCGUGUGGUGGCGCGCAUUGGACAGAAGACUUGGAGGUACUCUCUGAGACGGAGAGCUAUCCCACGGCCCCGGACGAGAGGCUCAAGCUAUCCAUUCCCGAGUGGCCAGACAUUUCUCGGUACUCUGAGCUCGCUUCUGCAUACGCGAGCCGGCGGCUGACAAUGCCCGAGGAUACCCUCAACGCCUUUGAGGGAGUCGUGGCACCCAUGAGCCAGUUUCUUCCUCGAGGCUUCUUGUUCGGGCUCCCCGAGUUUCUGUUUGACAUUGGCUUGCUGUGGCAGCACAGGCGAAGGGGAGCCAGACCGCGCUCCGGUGUGGACUGGGCCGGGAAGAAGCACGAAUUUCCGAGUUGGUCGUGGAUAUCACAUCACGGGUUCCAUUUACAGAAUUUCUGGCAGGCUGAUUACUUGUACCCGCGACCAGACUUGACAAUUUCUCCCCUCGUCAAGUGGAAAAAACAAAACAAGGCUACAGAAGAGUGGGAGGAUGUAGAAAACUCGUACCACACAGUUCGCAAGCAGCACUUUGAAGAUGCAGAAGCUGCGACACCCGAGGGCUGGACCAAGCAUACAGACGAGCACGGGCUGACAUACUAUCAAUCCUCCUUCUAUAGUCACAUCCGGCCCGUCCUUAAGUUUAGCUACCCUAUCCCGACUCUCCAACACCUUGACAACGUCCAGACGACGGCAUCUUACCAUUCUCAUUUGCGCUUCGAGGGACACUUGGCGCGCGUGCGCUUCCAGUUUCGCGGGACGGCGGAAGAGCGCGACGCGUCAAACAACAAGCUGCUGCAUGAGGCGUUGGUGCCCGAGAUGGAGAUUGUGAGCACAGCGGACGCGGCUUGGGCUGGAAGAGUACGCUUGAACAUGCAACCAGGUAGCAAGUUGCCGGAAGACGAGGAGGAGCACGAGGUCAUUGCCAUUUCCAAAGCCAAAAUCACGGUCAAUGCCGCAAAGGACCACUCAUUGACGACAGAGGCGAGCGACCGCGAUGAGAUUCGACAUGGAGAGGCUUGGUAUCAUUUUGUCAAUGUCCUCUGGAUUGGGCGGACAGAUGACGGCAAAGUGUACCGGAAAGCGCUCGGACGGAUCUGGCUCGAGGCCUGGGAGAAGAUGACGGUUGAGCAAGUAAGUCUGCUGCUGACGUAG